GUCGUGAAAGCUUUUCUAGCCGUUCUGACGAGCAUCCAGUUCGCACCUUUGGAAUACUUUGAGUUCUGUUUGUCUGGUAUAUCGAAAAUUAAUCAUGACCGACAGGACAACUUCUGCCGCAAAUGGCCACAACGGCAGUGAGCACACCAACAAGAAACGAAAGCUGAAUGACAAGAAACAAAUAAUCCUCAAUGCGUUUGCAAUGAACACCCCAGGCCAUUUGGCUCCGGGACUUUGGCGACAUCCAAGGAACAAAACCGACCAGUACAAGAAAUUGUCAUUCUGUAUCGAAUUGGCGCAAUUACUCGACAAAGCCAAUUUUCAUGCAAUGUUCAUUGCUGAUACUCUUGGGCCCUAUGAUGUAUACAAAGGACCAGCAAACGUUGUACCUGCACUUGCCGCUGGAGCUCAAUUUCCCGUCAAUGACCCUCUAUACUUAGUUCCAGCUAUGGACGCGGCAACCAAGAACUUGAUCUUCGGUGUUACUGCCAGCCUGACUUAUGAGAAACCAUAUUCUCUUGCGAGGCGUCUGUCCACCGUGGACCAUCUAUCCGAGGGUAGAGUUGCCUGGAAUAUCGUGACUUCAUAUCUCGACAGCGCAGCUCGGAACCAUGGCCUGAAAGAGCAAAUACCUCAUGACGAGAGAUAUGCUAUUGCGCACGAGUACAUGGAGGUUCUGUACAAGCUCUGGGAAGGUAGCUUCCGUGAUGACGCUGUCUUGGCAGACAGAGAAACUGGAGUCUACAUCGCCAAUGAUGCUGUUCGACAGAUCCAUCAUAAAGGGAAAUAUUUCGAAGUUCCAGGACCUGCUUUUUGCGAGCCUUCACCACAGCGAACUCCACUGCUUUUCCAGGCUGGUGUUUCCGAAGCAGGGAAUAGCUUUGGCGGCAAGCACGCGGAGGUGAUCUUCGUUGGGGGUCAAGUUCCAGAAGGCGUGCGUCCGAAUGUUGACAACAUCCGUAGAGUCGCGAAAGAAGAAGGUAGAGAUCCUGAUCAUAUCAAAAUUGUUGUAGGAAUCAACGUUAUUGUUGCGGCAACGGACGAUGAGGCCAAAGCAAAGCGAGAAGAAUAUCUAAAGUACGCUGACAGCGAGGGUGCUCUGGCACUUUUUGGUGGAUGGACAGGCGUUGAUCUAUCAGGAUAUGCUGAUGACGAUGACUUCCGUUUCAGUGACUCUCCUCGAGUGAAGUCAAUGGUUCGCCGUUGGUCAAGCACGGUUCCCGGAACGGAUAAUCUCCCAUGGACUAAGAGAAGGAUCGUGGAGUACUUGAGCGUGGGUGGUCUUGGGGCCAAAGCCGUUGGCAGUCCUCAAACAGUGGCUGAUGAGCUGGAGCGCUGGGUGGAAAUUGCUGAUAUUGAUGGGUUCAACCUGGCACAUGUUGUCAAUCCAGGAACUUUUGAAGACAUUAUCGAGUAUUUGCUUCCAGAGCUGGAGCGACGCGGACUUCAUUCAAGGCAAGUCAAGAAGGAGGGUGCAACUGCCCGGGAAGUUCUGUUCGGAACGAGCAGGCUGCCUGAAGACCAUCCCGGGAGUAAGUAUAAGUGGAGAGCUGGUGAGAAAGAGCCAAAAUAUCAGCAGGCGGUUUCUACGGUUGAUGGCGUCAGUGAAACUCUGGCAUGA
Messenger RNA from Mollisia scopiformis, 1621 nucleotides. Its product is annotated as xenobiotic compound monooxygenase, DszA family. The coding region runs from base 95 to 1621 and encodes 508 amino acids. NCBI's taxonomy places the organism in Eukaryota, Fungi, Ascomycota, Leotiomycetes, Helotiales, Mollisiaceae. The transcript is spliced from 2 exons. Gene Ontology annotation, molecular function: oxidoreductase activity, acting on paired donors, with incorporation or reduction of molecular oxygen; monooxygenase activity. The record is from RefSeq and is a predicted model, not a curated record.